Culicoides brevitarsis is the source of this 1759-nucleotide messenger RNA. RefSeq names its product cytochrome P450 6d3-like. Gene Ontology annotation, molecular function: monooxygenase activity; oxidoreductase activity, acting on paired donors, with incorporation or reduction of molecular oxygen; heme binding. NCBI's taxonomy places the organism in Eukaryota, Metazoa, Arthropoda, Insecta, Diptera, Ceratopogonidae. The transcript has a single exon. Bases 67 to 1542 code for a protein of 491 amino acids. The record is from RefSeq and is a predicted model, not a curated record.
CUACCUGCGAUAAAAAUUUACUUCAACUCAGAUUGUUUUUGUCAUUCAUCGUGAAAGGACCUCAUCAUGUUUUUACUAAUUUCCCUCAUUUCACUCCCAAUUUUGGGAUUUUUAUACAUAAAAUACCUGUUUUCUUAUUGGACUCGCCAGGGAUUCGAUCAAAUCGAGCCCGAAAUCCCGUAUGGCAACAUGAAACCGUUUAUGCAGAACAAAAAAGCUUUUGGUGUCCAAAUUUGGGAAUUAUAUAACAGCACAAAAAAAGCAUUUAUCGGCAUCUACAUCAUGUUCAGUCCAAGUUUACUCGUUCGCGAUGUUACGUUAGCGAAGAAAAUCUUGGUGGAAGACUUCAACAACUUUACGGAUCGCGGAAUUUACAUGAACGAGAAGCGAGAACCGCUUUCAGUGUCGUUACUUUCGUUGCCGGGACAUCGUUGGAAGCAUUUACGCCAAAAAAUGACGCCAUUAUUCUCAUCUGGAAAGCUUCGGAACAUGUUUCCGACCGUCAUGACGGAGGUAAAUCGUCUCGAGAGCUACAUGGAGACCCAAUCAAACGCCAAUUCCGUUGUCGACAUGAAAGAUAUUCUCCUAAACUUCGUCUUGAACGUCGUUGGAUCGAUCUUUUUCGGGAUCGAAGUCGAUAUGAUCACAAAUCCGGAUCAUCCGUUCAAGCAAACGCACUUGGAAAUGAACGAUCCGUCGUUUUUGAACAAACUUCGCGGGUUUUUCUCCUUUUUGGCACCAAGUUUGAUGGAUUUGUUCCGACUUUCCGUCUUCAGUGCAAGUGUUAAGAAAUUUUUCAUCAACAUUACGAACGAAAAUGUCGAAUUUCGUGAAAAAAACAACUUUUCGCGGGCAGAUUUCCUUCAGCUGAUGGUCGAAUUGAGACGCGCCGAUGCCGCCGAUGGAAAAUUAAAAUUCAGCACGACAGAAAUUGCCAGCAACAGCAUCUUAUUUUACAUGGCUGGCACGGAAACGACUUCAGCAACGGCCAGCACAUGCUUGUACGAGCUCGCCCUGCAUCCGGACCUCAUGAAACGCGUGCAAACCGAAAUCGAUGAGACCCUGGCGAAACACGAGGGCGUCAUCAGUUACGACAGCAUCCAGGAAAUGGAACUUUUGGAAAUGUGUAUUAAGGAAACUUUACGAAAAUAUCCCGGAUUGCCGAUGCUGAAUCGCGAAUGCACCAAAGAUUUCAAGAUUCCAGACUCGGAUUUGACCAUCAAAAAGGGAACGGCGAUCGUAAUUUCCACCAUGGGAUUCCAUUAUGACCCCAAAUAUUUCGCUGAACCGGAAAAAUUUAUUCCCGAACGCUUUAAAAAGGGCGAAGAAACGUACAAUAAAGACGCUUACAUGCCUUUUGGUGAUGGGCCGCGACAAUGUAUCGCCGUGCGGAUGGGAAUGGUCGUCGCGAAAGUUGCUGUCGUUAAGCUUUUGACCAAAUUUAACUUUGAAACGGUCGACGGGAAGCCAAUUGAGUUCGAUACACAUGCAGUGGGACUCGCGUACAAGGGAGGAUUGCCCCUAAAAGUGCAUAAACGUUAAAAAAUUUGAUUUAUUUGUAUUUGGUUCAGUUUAUUUUUCAAUAACUCGUUUGUUCAACCGCAUCAAUAAUAAUUUUCACUUGAUAUUUUUAACAAUUUCUUAAUUUUUAAAUAAAUACAUGACACAGACACCAUUCAAAAAAGUUGAUAAUCCAUUAUUCAACAAUAUUUUUGUUUGCAAUAACCAUUUUAACAGUGUUUUAGUAUAUUUUUUAUGU